Molecule: messenger RNA, 633 nt
Organism: Triticum turgidum subsp. durum (durum wheat)
Lineage: Eukaryota; Viridiplantae; Streptophyta; Magnoliopsida; Poales; Poaceae
Source: the annotation of a GenBank genome assembly
AUGGCCCUCUCCUCCUCCCCUUGGUUUCUCUUCUCUUGGCAAAAGGACGGCGGGCGUUCAACUCGGCACGGCGAGCCAUGGGUGACACCUUCCUUCCUCUCCAAAGCAAGGGAAGGGAAGGGAAGGAGAGGGGAGGCCCCAGAUCGAGGAGCAGAGCGAUGCCCAGAUCCGCAGCGGCACCUGCACCGGCGCGUCGUCGUCCAAGUGGUCCUCGAGGAAGGCCAUGGAUGGAUGGAACGAUCGAUGGAUGGGGGCGGAACCCUAGCCCCACACCCACCCAUGGAUGAUGACGGCGGUGGCCAUCUCUUGGUCGGGUGGGGAGCGAAGCUUGCGGUGGCCCUCGACGCCCGCGACGGGCUGCAGCACCUAGACUUCAAAGGCCAUCACAAUGGAAAUGGAAGGAUGAGCACCAUGGCGGGCGUGCAGGUUCAGGCACGGUUUACACAAACACGUCCUGUUUCAAUGGCUCAAACUGUUGGUCCUCCCAUGGCAAUGUUCCCUGCUGGUGUUCAUGGAGUUAGUCAGCAACUUUUUUAUGACUUGUUUCACCGCAACCCCCACAAAAGGAGCAGCCUGGUGAGGAGGGAAAGCAUCACCAAUACAUAUAUUCCUCGUGAUCUUCACUAUGCGUGA